AUGCCUCCCAUCGCAAGAAAAGCCUCUGGCAACCGCCAGGCAACGUUGAGUUUCAACCACCGGGUGACCAAGGCCUCAGUGCCGAAGGUGUCGGCCAAGGAGUCAGUGCUAGCGGCGACGAAGAAGGCAGAGAAGGCCGAGACAAAGCGAGAGCCGACGAGACGGACAGCAACGCCGGAAAGCGAGGCAGCAGACUCUGAAAGUGGCGAGAAGAUACACUAUGUGGAGCCAGUGACGCCUGCGGCGGCGGCCAAGAGCGAGGCUGAGAUCAAGGCUGAGAGCGAAGCGGCGGCUGUCGGGGAUGUGCAGAUGCGGCGAUACUGGCAGAGCAUUGAGGCACAGAGGAUGGCCUCGAGGGUGCACCAGGAGAACCUGGAUCUGGGUGAGAAGGUGCUACGGUACUUUGACGUCAGCUCGCAGUUUGGGCCCUGCGUUGGGAUUAGCCGAAAGAAACGAUGGAUGCGAGCGCAGCGGCUGGGCCUGGCACCUCCGAUCGAGGUGCUGGCCGUGCUGUUGCAGGAGGAAGCGAAGGGCAGAGAGAACGUGGAGCGAGCGUGGAUUGACGGGAUUUUGAACCCGUCGGUGGUGGCAUGA
Messenger RNA from Grosmannia clavigera kw1407, 594 nucleotides. RefSeq names its product DNA polymerase delta subunit. Gene Ontology annotation, biological process: DNA synthesis involved in DNA repair; DNA-templated DNA replication. The transcript is spliced from 2 exons. Gene Ontology annotation, molecular function: DNA-directed DNA polymerase activity. The record is from RefSeq and is a predicted model, not a curated record. Bases 1 to 594 code for a protein of 197 amino acids. Gene Ontology annotation, cellular component: delta DNA polymerase complex. Lineage: Eukaryota; Fungi; Ascomycota; Sordariomycetes; Ophiostomatales; Ophiostomataceae.